This is a messenger RNA of Trematomus bernacchii (emerald rockcod), 1312 nucleotides long. RefSeq lists its product as uncharacterized. The coding region runs from base 137 to 1114 and encodes 325 amino acids. The record is from RefSeq and is a predicted model, not a curated record. Gene Ontology annotation, biological process: S-methylmethionine cycle. Lineage: Eukaryota; Metazoa; Chordata; Actinopteri; Perciformes; Nototheniidae. Gene Ontology annotation, molecular function: S-adenosylmethionine-homocysteine S-methyltransferase activity; zinc ion binding. The transcript is spliced from 8 exons.
CAAAAAUAACAGUCAAAGUCUCGUCGAGUAUUUCUUCCUCAUAACUGUGUUUUGUGAAGUAGGCAUUAGAUUAAAAUAAACAAUUAAAAGGUAGAAGUCUAGGUUAUAACUUCAGGGACUCUUAAAUAAAGUUGUAAUGGGUUCCUCUGCUGGUCUCAGACUGUAUAUGAGUGAUAAUAACGGACCUUUAAUCCUGGAUGGGGGUCUGGCGACUGAACUGGAGGCGCAGGGAAUCAAAUUACAGGGAGACCCUCUGUGGAACGCCAGGCUUCUGCACACAAACCCCCAGGCCAUAAAAGAUGCUCAUUACAGGUUUCUGCUCAGUGGGGCUGAUGUUAUCACCACAGCCACGUACCAGGCGAGUGUUUCAGGAUUCAUGAAUCACCUGGACGUGAGUUGUGAUCGAGCCAAAGAGCUGAUGAUGUCCGGAGUUCACCUCGCUAAAGAGACUGUGGAGAAAUUUGUUUCUGACACUCAUCCAACAGGGCGGAGGCGUCCGCUGGUGGCCGGUUCUGUCGGACCGUACGGAGCGUUUUUGCUCGACGGCUCCGAAUACACCGGGGCGUACGCAGAGAAAAUGAGUGAAGAGGAUUUUAAAGUGUGGCACCGGCCUCAGAUCGAGUGUCUCGCAGCAGCGGGAGCCGACUUCGUGGCUUUUGAGACGAUCCCGAGUCUGAAGGAGGCGAAGGCUCUGGUGGAUCUGCUCCGAGAGUUCCCCGACGUUAAAGCCUGGCUCUCCUUCUCCUGUAAGGAUGGGCGGAGUCUCUCUGACGGCAGCUUGUUCUCGGAGGCGGUGCAGGCUGUGAUUGGUUCAGAUCAGCUGGUGGCGGUGGGGGUGAACUGCUGCCCCCCCGCCCUGCUGCAGCCGCUCCUGGACUCUGCUGCGUCUCUGGGGACGGACCCCUGCUGGGUGGUUUACCCCAACAGUGGAGAGGACUGGGACUCUGAGCACGGGUGGCGAACAUCAAAGACAGCCUCAUCAUCGAUCCCCAAACUGAGUCACACGUGGAGGAAGCAAGGAGCCGCUUUGAUCGGCGGUUGCUGCCGUAUCGGCCCUGAUGAGAUCGCAGAGUUACGACGGGAGUUGAAGGGAAGCAGCACGACUGCAGAGUGACUGUAACGACAGAAAGAUGUCCGAAACUUUGAUAAAUAAAUAAGUGUAUAAAUCACAGACAUCAAUCACACACCAGCUUUUCUGAUUUCCCUUGUUCAGGCUUUACAGGGAAAAUAUGAACAAUGUUAUAUUCCCAAUUUCAAAAAUAAAAUGGGGGGCUUGGCGAUAGAGAGGCGAAGUCCCUCCCCUUCCGGUUGA